AUGUUUUACAUUCUGAUUGGAUACUUUAUUGCCCUAGUUUUCUUCCUAAUAGAUGAAACACUCACUUCUAGUCUGAUAAUACUGUUCCAAAUCUUGGUGAUAUGCUCUGCCAUCUACACUUAUUAUUACGGCGUAUUUGCUUUUAUCACUGCUUGCUCACUGACUAACAUGUAUUACUUUGUGGCAAAUAUGAAUAAGUAUAAUAUCACAAUGACCUCACUCUUUAUCAUAUUCUUUAUCUAUGCAUCAUACUAUUCCUACAUAUUGUAUGACUAAUUAAAAGAGUAAUACAAUGAACAGCAUUCUAUAGCUUACAAGGCAUAUUACCAAUAUAUCUAGAGAAAAGUUUUACAUGGAAAUGAGUAUAUUAAUGCUGACUUAGAGAGAAUGAAGUUACUAGGCCUAUUUAACCCCAGAGAAGAAAUAGAAAGAAAGCAAAAGGAAGAGGCUGAGGAGAGAGAAAGAUUGAGAUUGGCAAAUAUGACUGAAGAAGAAAAGCAAGCAAUAAUAGAUAAGGAGAACGAGAGAGUUCUUGAAAUAGAGAGAAGAAAUGCUCCUGCUCCGAGACCCAUUAGAGAAAAUCUCAUAGAGUAUAGUUCAGAUGAAUGA
Molecule: messenger RNA, 609 nt
Organism: Stylonychia lemnae
Lineage: Eukaryota; Ciliophora; Spirotrichea; Sporadotrichida; Oxytrichidae
Source: the annotation of a GenBank genome assembly